Brenthis ino (lesser marbled fritillary) is the source of this 1638-nucleotide messenger RNA. NCBI's taxonomy places the organism in Eukaryota, Metazoa, Arthropoda, Insecta, Lepidoptera, Nymphalidae. The record is from the annotation of a GenBank genome assembly.
AUGCGUCGCGAAGGUCUCGCCGUUGGCAGUGGAAACGUAAACAUUUCUAUUAUUGCCGAUGUGACCUCAGGGCUCGGUGAUAAUGAUAUCGGGAGGGUAGCGGCGGCGCGGAACGGGGAGAGACGCGCGCGCACCAUGCUAGCAAGUAUCAAGGGCUUUUGGAAGGUGUGCCGCUAUGGAGACCUAUACAUGGUGUUGGCGGCCCUCGCUGCGCAGUCCAUCAACAUAUCGGUGGGUUUCUGCCAGGGCUUCUCCGCGGUACUGCUCCCACAGUACACGCAUGAAUAUCCUAGCGCGUCUUACGAACAGACUUCUUGGAUCGCGAGUUUAGGUGUAAUAUCGAAUCCUAUCGGAGCGUUACUGGGCGGCAUGAUGGUGGACGCAGUUGGGCGGCGUCUGCUCCUGCAGUCUAUUGUGCUGCCAAAUCUGAUAGGAUGGCUCGUGAUCGCCUUCUCUGAGACGUACGUCUUUCUGUGCGUGGGCAGGUUUAUCACUGGCUUUACUAUAGGUAUGUCCACAGCAUCUUACAUAUACGUGGCAGAAAUAACCACGCCUGAAAAACGGGGAGUCCUCAGUGCCAUAGGACCAGGAUUGGUUUCUACGGGAAUAUUUAUAGUUUAUUUCUUGGGAGCUUUUAUACAUUGGCGUAAAGUUGCCGCAAUUUGCGCUGGAGUUUCAUUGUUAACUCCAUUUUUAAUGUACUUCGUUCCCGAAUCUCCUUUAUGGCUAGCAUCGAAGGGUCAGAUGAAGGAAGCUUACAACGCGAUGUUUUGGUUACGUCAAAAUAACAACACAGCACAAACCGAACUUAUGGAGUUUACUAAAGACCGAAAAUUGGAUGAGAAUAUGACAUUUAGACAGAAACUUUUACUGUUCAAACGUAAAAGCGUCUUAAAACCCUUCGCGUUGCUGAUAGUCUUCUUCAUGUUCCAAGAAAUGUCGGGGAUUUAUAUUAUUUUGUACUACGCGGUGGACUUUUUCAAAUCCGUUGGCACAAGUGUGAACGAGUUCACAGCAUCCAUCAUAGUGGGGGGCGUGAGAGUAUUCAUGGGAGCGAUCGGGGCUGGUUUGAUUAACAGUUUCAGACGAAAGACUUUAGCCGCCACUUCAGGUCUUUUACUAGGUAUCGCGAUGUUAGGCGCCGCGGUUUGCGACAGUUUGAAUGGGCCGCCUUUGAUGAAACUCGCGUGUAUUUUACUUCACGUGUCUUUUAGUAUGGUGGGCUUCUUGCAAUUACCCUGGAUUAUGUCAGGGGAGUUGUAUCCUCAAGACAUACGCGGAGUAAUGUCGGGGGCGACAUCAUGUUGUGCAUAUGUCCUCAUAUUUUUCAACAUCAAAACCUAUCCUCAGCUAGAAAAAUUACUAACGAGUAACGGAACGUUAUAUCUUUUCGCAAUAUGCGCGAUUUUAGGGGCCGUGUAUUGUAUGCUUUUCUUACCGGAAACAAAAGGAAAGACGCUAACGGAAAUUAUGAAGCAAUUCGAUGAGGAUAAGAAAGAUAACGACCCAGAAGCGGGUUACGCGAAACAAAUAACGGAAAAACCCGUUCAAAGACGACAUAGCGCUAGCGCUGCAGUCUCGUUGGAAAAAAGCAAAGAAUUUGCAAAACAAUGCGUAGUAAGUUGCGAAAAGAAUCAA